This is a messenger RNA of Hemibagrus wyckioides, 5893 nucleotides long. It is a transcript of the gene akap1b, whose product is annotated as A kinase (PRKA) anchor protein 1b. The record is from RefSeq and is a predicted model, not a curated record. The transcript is spliced from 11 exons. Gene Ontology annotation, molecular function: RNA binding. NCBI's taxonomy places the organism in Eukaryota, Metazoa, Chordata, Actinopteri, Siluriformes, Bagridae. Bases 796 to 3393 code for a protein of 865 amino acids.
UAUUUUUUUUGUCUUACAAUUUCUUAAAUGCUUCCACAUUCAGAUAACACGCUAGCUAGUAAUAGACUUAAUAUUAAUGAUAAUAAUGAUAUAGCAUAGCUAGCUUGCGUAGAUCGGUGAUGUUUAGGAACAGCCACUGAUUUUGGGGAAAAUUCUAGCAUUAAACUUGAGAGCAUGAUGCUAUCAAGGUCCACAGCGCGUGCUUCAGUUCAGAAAGACACGCCGCUGCGCCUGUGAACUCUGCACGAUCACAUCAAACCUUUUGUAAUGCUGCAAAUCUCAACGGUCUUCUAAUAAGUCGCAUUUCACCACAGACAUGGUGGAUUUAUCUGAAGGGUUAGGUGUUUGUCAGCUCUUAACAGGACACCACAAAUCCUAGCCAGUAUGUUUGGUGUGAUAAUAGUUGAAAGUCAGGACACUUGGGUUAGUUAGUAGUGGACAGGUGCCCGCUUGCAUGCUGUUCACUCGCGCUGUGCCUUGGCCUACUCGACGCCACUGUAUUCAACAUGCACUAGGUCAAAUUCAGCUAGCUUAUCCUCGCGGCUUAUUCAUCUCUGCACCUUAUAUCAGUUAAACCGCGGGUUUUGUGCCUGCUAUACAGUGCAAUUUUUUGUAUUUUUUUUCGGCAGCAAAAUUUCGCUUUCAUGAUCUUACAGUAAUGAAUAAUAUUGGUGUUAGCAUUAGACGGCUAGUCCGUUAGCGCGCAUGGAGUCCCAGUACGCUACACCAUGCGCCACAUGCAUGGCAUAAUUUUGCACAGCGCACUUCUGGAGCAGUACUUAGGAUCCACAGGAGAUGCCACUCAGGUUUCGGUCCUUUGUCCCGUAUACACUUCCUGGAGUGCUUGCACUCAUAGGCUGGUGGUGGUACAUUUCUCGCAAGAAAGCACGGAUCACAAGCCAUGACAGCGAGAAGGAACCAGUCGCGGGCUUGCUGGCUUCACCUGGUAAGGGCACCAAUGGAAUGGUGGAGACAGCACACGGCAGACCGUGCUUAGACAAAGUCAAUGCCAAAGAACCGGCGUCUGCUGAGCCGGAGGUUGUAGCACGGAUUCACACACUACCAACAAGCAGCUCAAUAGAAGAAGCAGUCAGCUCUCAAGUGGUAGUGGAAAAGCUGGGCACUCCUCCUCCUCCUCCUUGCAGCAUUGCAGCUACAGACUCCCAACAGAGCAGCUUUGAAGUGGUCAGGAAAAAGUCCCCCGUCUUAGCGUCGACGCCGUUUAGUCUUGUUGAGGAGAGUUCUCCACAUGAGAUACAAGAAGCAGUUGUUCUAAGCAUGGAGUCAAACCAAUUGCCUGCUGAAGCAGAGUUGGACACUUCUGGCUCACUCGAGCAGUCUUGGGAUCAAACACUUGACAAACAGGAGACUGAUACUAAGGAAAUGACACCACUUAUAUGUCAGGCUGUGGAGUUGUCCAAAGCUGAGCGCCCAGAGCCUGAAGGAGAGGUGGCUGAUGAUGUACUGGCUGUUCCUUUUGCUGAGAACAUCCAAGCAGACUUGGCAAAAGACGGUCUAUCCUCCACCAAAGACGACUUGGCUGCCUCCUCGCCAACACCUGGGGAUCAAUACACUCAAGCUUCCUCACAGUCACUCUGUCUUGACAGUCCCAUACUUCCUGCCUCAUUUCCAAUUUCCACCAGUUCACCGGUCUUAAACGAUUUUGUACAAGUCCAGAACCACGAGAACGGAGACCUGAGCCGUCCAGUCGAGAGCAGCGACAGCACAGAGGAGCUUCAGCUCCUUGCAGCCGGUCUCAUCACUGAAGUCAUUUCAGCAGCUGCUCAAGAGGUCAUGGCAGUCAGUAGCUCCACCUCUCAGCUCGGCGAGGAUCCAGAGGUCGCUUGCAGCAUCGCGACUACUUUAAAUGGAAAGGAAAUCGUCAGGGAAGAAGACGAGUCCACGUCUCAGGUGGGUUCCUCUUCUGAAGGCUACAAAGAUCACGUAGAGCAGCAUGCAGCACAGAUUGCUAAGGAAGUCAUCAACGGUUGCCUCACUCCCUCUGAUUGGGAGAAGUCCGAGACGCAGGACAAUUUUGUUCUCAGUGACCAUCAGGGACAGUUAGAAUCGACUCGGAUCCUGCCCAAGGCUCAGGCCAAAGAGGAGGCUGUGAUGGGAACGGAGGAUUCUGGGUGUAGCACUUGCCAGUCAGAGGAUGGUAUCAGCAACGAGGACCUUGUCAUCAGCACAGAUUUAUCAUCAGCAGUGCAUGACAGCAAAGAGGACCUUAUUCAGAUUUCAGGGAUCACGACUUCAGAGGAAAAAGGUGACAAUCAUCAGGAAAGCUCUGAUUCAGCGGUUCCGGAGGAGCCUGCGCUGAGCGCGGAGCAUGCAUCAACUUCCUGUGUGCUAGCACAGGUGAAUGGGGAAGCUCUCAGGAACGGAACCAGUGAAGCGGAGGCUGAUCAGUCCGGAGGUUCGGAUGUGAACAGUAUGGAUUCGGUAGACAGCUGCUCUGCUUUGGGGACAGGAAGUGGCAGCCAGGCCAGUCAAACACAGAGCUCUGAGCUGAUUGUGUGGGAAAUAGAGGUGCCAAAGCAUCUGGUUGGUCGAUUAAUUGGAAAACAAGGUCGGUAUGUGAGCUUUCUGAAGCAGAGCUCUGGGGCAAAGAUCUACAUCUCAACUCUGCCUUACACUCAAGAGUUUCAGAUCUGCCACAUAGAGGGUGCCCAGCAGCAGGUAGAUAAAGCAUUGGCCUUGAUUGGCAAGAAAUUUAAAGACUUGGACCUGACCAACCUGUAUGCUCCUCCAUCGUUGCCUCUGUCAUUGCCCUCCCUGCCCAUGACUUCCUGGCUCCUGCUUCCUAACGGUGUAACAGUGGAGGUGAUAGUGGUGAACAUCGUCUCAGCAGGCCACGUGUUCGUCCAGCAGCACACACACCCUACAUACCAUGCUCUGCGAAGUCUGGACCAGCAAAUGUUCCUGUGUUACUCUCAGCCUGGCACUCCUGCCCUGCCUUCACCUGCUGAAAUUGGUGUGAUUUGUGCGGCUCCUGCGGUGGAGGGAGCGUGGUGGCGAGCGCAGGUUAUCUCCUUCUAUAAGGAAUCUAACGAAGUGGAAAUCCGAUACGUGGACUACGGCGGCUACGACCGAGUGAAGAUUGAUACUCUUCGUCAGAUUAGGUCUGACUUUGUGACGUUACCGUUCCAAGGGACAGAAGUGUUAUUGGACAACAUCGCUCCUCUUCCUGGAGAGGAAAGCUUUUCAGCUGAAGCCAACUCUGCACUGGAAGAGAUGACACAAGGGCUACCUUUGCUUGCACAGGUUACAAAUUACGACAAUAACACAGGCCUUCCGUUAGUACAGAUGUGGAACAUGGUUGGAGAUGAGCUGGUUCUGCUGAAUCGUACAUUAGCAGAGCGAGGCUUAGCUACGUGGGUGGACAGUUUCUGAUCCUUUGCCCCUCCUGUUCUUCUCUCACCCUCCAUCCCCUCCUUCACUUUUUAGACCCUGCCUACCUGAAGUGCACAUCACCGGCUAGCAGAAAAUUACUCUUACAUUUGUUUGUUUUUUAUGGUUUUGCUUUCUACUCCCUUUCGAAAUAAAUUAAUGUACUGUACUUGGGGACAACUAAUAACAGAAAGGGAGACAGCCACGUUUUGAUCAGAGAACAUCUUGUAAAAGAAAACUGUAAGGAAAAAAAGAAAAAUUCUUCAGUGGUGUAAAUUUAAAGAAAUCUAGUAAGUAAUUCAAGUUGAUUGUUUUCCGUCCAGCGAAGCUCCUUCAGCACAAAUCAGACUGUGGAUUUAAGAGCUGCAAUUAUGUAUUUAAAAAAAAAAAGGUGUACAUUAAAAAUGUAAUAAUGGUGCAGUUUGUAAAGACUGUUGAUGCUCGGGUUCACAACUUGUGCAUACUUUUUGUAGCUCUGUCUCACUCGUUCACAUUAUUACUGGAUUUAUUUUUUAGUGGUUCACUAUAGCAAGUUCCUAUGAGGUCGAGGCCCAGUGUCCCAAACACCCGUGCACAUUCAGUGUAUAGAACAGGACUCGUCCAUGUCACGAAGAAACGGUAGAUCCACUACCACAGAGUCUUGUUCAUCAAUGUGGCCUUACAGAGGGAACCAAAAUCCUGCUCUCCGCUGCGCACGGUCUGUGGGACAUGUCCUACAAAUUGCCUUCAGUGAGAACAUCAUAUGCAGCUUAUCUUUUGUUUUUGUUUUUUUUCCUGUUUGCUCUUAUUAUAAGAGUCCAUUAUUCAAGAUUUUUUCAUGUAUCUCGAGGAAUACACUAAAGCGAUGGCCUGCGCUUCACUUGAACAUGGCUUCACUACACGUUUAUCCUGACCUGUGAUCGAACUUCCACAUCAGAGCACUGAGGUGUAUCAGAGCUCAGGCUCCUGUUUUGGGUAGACAAACUGCAUAUAGUGUGCUGUCAGUUGUAUGCAUGCAGUCCUGUUCAGAGCACAUCUUUGAUCCACACGACACAUCCCACAGUUCACUAUCUAGCGUGGCUUUGCGUAAACACCGGAGGAGGUUUGCUCACUUGUUUGUAGUUUGCUCUGCCCACAGUCAGGUUCUUUACAUCAAAACGGUCAUCGUGGUCAAUAUCUAAUGUCUGUAGUCCGGAAUGUUUCGAAUGUCCAUCGUUUAAUCAGUCUCAUCACGCUGGCUGCUAGAAUAAACAUAACAAUGGUUUGUUGCAAAACAAGAAAAGCUUUAAGAAGUCUCAUUUAGUUUAUUUUUUGUUUUCUUCCCCCUCCUUUAGUUGGCUUUGACUUGAGGAAUGCUCUGUUGCCGUACCGGUAUUUUGUUUAAAAAUGAGUGUAAACCACUGGGGAUUUUUAUUAUUAUUAUUUUUUAUUAUUAUUAUUAUUAUUAUUUGUGUGCGCGUGUCAUUCAGGGCUCACUCAUCCAGUUUUCUGCUGCUAUACCACUUCCAUCCUAAGGUUGCCAAUUCCUAAAAUUUCACCAGCUGUUUUCAUUUGGUCUGUUUGUUCAUUUCUUCUUACAUGAGCACUAAUUUCCCUUUAUGAUUUGUGAUUGUGUGUGCUGCUAUAAUGAUUGAUGAAGACUACAUCUGUCUGGUUUCGGGCUAACGUCAAAACUUGAAUUUUAGUUUUUCCCUUGAAUUUUGUUUCUUGAUCUAAAAAGAUGAUGAUGAUGAUUUAUUGUGUGAAACUGACAACCUUGUAAACCGUUAUAGGAUAUGUUUCUAUAGACUACAAAGGGAAGUGCACUAUUCUGUAACCUCAUUCUCUCUGAAAUGCCAUAGGAUCUGUACUGUCUGUGGAAUGGGUUUUGUUUUCUCUGUCUGGUGCUCAGGUUGUUGGGAGAUUUGUCUGAAGCUGUUUAGGAAAAAACACCAUGAACCACACCAGGCAGUUAUGAACUUAAAUGUACUUAUAGAAUGUAGUCUGUUAAGGUAUUUCUGCACUGUACAGUCAAACAUAAGGCAGCACAGCAAAUUCAAUGCAGGAACUUUUUUCCCCCCCUUUUUUUUUCUUUCUUUGUAAUUCCCAGUAGAUUUCUGACCAUUUCUUCUGUUCAGUGCUCGAAGUUCAUGGCCUUUUCUUUUCAAAUACUUCCAUUGCCAUGCUCCAUCACCCCUUCAUACUUCACUUCGUCCAUGUCUGUGUAAAUAAAAUUUCACUGUUCUUUUGUACAACACUAGGAAGAGUGUAUCAAAACGAAGGGAUCAUGUAUUUUUUGAUUGUUUUUUCUUUUCUUCACCCCGAUUACAUAUCCUGUUAAUAGGACUGGUUUGAAGUGUUUUUUGCUUAGCUAGUUGAUUAAUUAUUUGAUUAUUUGAGUGUAAAAGCAAUCCUGCCCACAGCAUAACCAUGUACAGGUCAGUUUUUGCUAGACUCAUGAAAAGGUUUGAUUCUUGGUUGUACAGAUCUAAAUAAAAAAAUAUCUAUAUAUAUAUAAAAAAGGAAAUAAAAUUAUUAAAACAUG